AUGCAGGAUCGUAUGGCUUGGGAGCCGGCCAAUAUUGAUCUAUCCAUGUCAUAUUUGAGCCAUGAUUCAAGACCACUCAGUUCCAUGCUCGAUUUGAACGAGGACACCCAGGAGGAUAUUACCGCAGAGGUGCCUUACGCCUUGACGUCUACACGAUCUAUGAAUGAUUUCCAGCUAUCUGAUUUGUCUAGUGCCUCGGAUAUCUCUACCAAGCCACCCGCAGAUCUCGGAUUUGAUUCGAUAUGCCAUCCGACGUGGCUGAACACCCAUAAUUACAAGGAACUACAGACGUACAGUAGCCGCCAAUCCACCUCGUCAAGAAGCUCCCGGCAGCUGAGUGACUCCCCUUGGAAGACCUUCGACCACCAGCCCUCUCGUCGGAACAGCCCCCAAAGCUCGUUCUCCCCAUAUUCCAUCGACCAGCAAAUGAUCACCACUUCCAAUAACCACCUGAUUUCAGAAAAUCUUCUCCAGAUUUACCACGACGUAUUGGAGCACAACUUAUCGUGUUGGUUAACUGAGAUGACUUGUCCCUACCAAUUGGGAUCGCGAACUUCGACCAAAAUCAUCCCGGAAUGGGGCUCAUCAUGGUCUAACAGGAUAUAUCAGCGCACGAUUAAGCUCGAUCGUGUCUUACAGUCUUCCAAGUUCCUUCAGAUGACACGCUCUGAGGACCAGGCCGCGUCCAAGGCUCUGCAUUUUGCCAUCAUGGCGUUUGCUACGCAAUGGGCGCAGGGAAGUAAUCGGCACCGUGAAAAACAUCCAACAGUGACUCUCCAUCAUGGCGAGGACGAAAGUAACAUAUCCAACGAGUUCGACCGCAUUCUUCAGCGCCACUUUUGGGACCAGGCGCAGUGCGCACUGCAGCAAGUUGCCGCUGUAGAGUCGUACAGAGUGGCUUGUGCCGAGAUGAUCUUUGGCUUGACACAAAGGCCAUGGAACCCCGACGAGCAGACUCUCGAACAUGAGAUAGAAGCACAGGGCCAUAGAUCUGCCAUAAACUCAGUCUUUUUACAGGCGAGUGAUAUAAUACGCAAGGAAGGGCCGCCGAUAUAUAUGGAGAGUGCAGCUCGAAAAAUGCACGCAUUGAAGUUUCGCUGCGAUGCGCUCGAAGCGGGUCUAGGCAGGCAGUAUGGCAGUCGAGAGAAGGCUGCUGAUGGCAUUGCAGACAUAAGUCCCGAAGAUCGAGGGACGAUCGGCCUACUCUAUUGGCUGGCCAUUAUGUUUGACACCAUCUCCUCCUCCAUGAACGAACGACCCGUCGUGGUAAUGGAUGAGGACUGCGAACACGACGCACAAAAACGGCACCGACAAGUUUCGAAUUUAGAUAAUUCUACUACACAAAGUCGGUGGAAUCUCAAGCUUUUCGUGCAAGAGAGCAUUGAAGAGACACAUCAAACACACUGGCCCUGCUCCUACGAGACCGCCGCCGAAGACAUCGUCAAGUCAGCGCCAGUCAAAGUACUUCUCUUCCGGCACCUGUCGUACCUACAAAACGCUGUUCGCAAGAGCUCUCAUGGAAAGCAAAUUGAGGAAAUCAUCCAUAGUACAAUGUCGCUGUAUCAAUACUGGAAUAAGACGCAUGGUGCUUUCUUCGACGAGCUCGUGCAGAACUACAGUCUAGUUCCGCAGCGUAUACAGGGCUGGUUUGUGUGUAUCUCUGCGCACUGGCACCUUGCUGCCUUGAUGCUUGCGGAUUUGCUGGAAUUUAUCGACGACAAUGCCUUGGGUAUCGAGGAUGCGGCUUACGGUCGUAUCAACAGCCAAAUGGCGAGGGGAAUCAGGAACCGUAGUGCCCAAGAGCUAUCAGAUCUGGCAAGAGUCGCCACCCCGCCUGCCGAAGAUGCUAUCACGGGUGUACCGCAGAUGCCAGACUUUCACCACGCUACCAAUGAGGGGACGCUUCUGACCGAGCCAUGGACGAUGAUUCUAAUCAGGGCGUUUACCAAAGCAUGUAUGGUCUUUUUGAGCGAAGCAGAUGAGUCCCUUUGCUACACUGCGACUACCUUCGGGCAUACUAGGCUUAAAAUUGAGCGGAAUAUGGAGCGGGCCGAAAAUUGUAUGAAGGGAUUGUGGCUGUUGGGUAAAAAGUCAGAUAUGGCACGAAGGAUUGCUGAGAUACUUUCACUAGCGUUGAGAAAACUACGGAAUGAGUGCCUGGGUUGA
Molecule: messenger RNA, 2166 nt
Organism: Penicillium pulvis
Lineage: Eukaryota; Fungi; Ascomycota; Eurotiomycetes; Eurotiales; Aspergillaceae
Exons: 1
Coding region: 1-2166 (721 amino acids)
Source: RefSeq, a predicted model, not a curated record